Mangifera indica (mango) is the source of this 735-nucleotide messenger RNA. RefSeq names its product protein COFACTOR ASSEMBLY OF COMPLEX C SUBUNIT B CCB4, chloroplastic-like. Lineage: Eukaryota; Viridiplantae; Streptophyta; Magnoliopsida; Sapindales; Anacardiaceae. Gene Ontology annotation, cellular component: chloroplast. Gene Ontology annotation, biological process: cytochrome b6f complex assembly. The coding region runs from base 1 to 432 and encodes 143 amino acids. The transcript is spliced from 3 exons. The record is from RefSeq and is a predicted model, not a curated record.
AUGGAAGCGGGAAUUAUAUUCUACACCACCGUUCCAUGGAACCUCAAACGCUCCUUCCCUCGGAAUAACCGUGAUUUCCCGCGCUUCAUCAGGGCUUCAGCAAAUUUACAAUCACAGAAAAAAAGUUACCAAGGACCAAAGCCGAGUAAAGAUUGGGCAGCCGAUUGCUCAACGAACAACGACGACAUUAUUCGGAGCCUGCCAAUUUAUGUGAGAGGAGUGUCCCUCUUGGCUGUGCUCUUCAACGGAACCGUUUCGGAUAUAGCUCCCGUGGCUGAUGCCAGUAGUAGCGUAGAUUAUGAGAAAUUUGCAUGCUCAACUUCGUUCCAUGAAAUGUUGAACAAUUGGGAUAUGAAGGGUGGAAACUAUAGAUUUGAGCUCAUUCAUGCUCCAAUUGAUUUAUUUAUUUUUUUUGGUAAGUCAAAAAAUUAACGUGGAGGAGUGGCUGUCAUGGAAAAUUUUACAGAAACAAGUACCAAGAGUUCUCUUGUUCUGAUUUCUUUUUAUUCUGUUUCUUUUUUUUUUUUUUUCCAAAGAAACAAAUUAUCUGCUUUUUGUCGGUACUGAGUGUUACUGAAAGAUACACGACUCUCGUGAUCAGAGUAUGUUAUGUAUGAAUUUAUGCAAUUUUAAUUUUCUUUACAGUUCACAAGCCAGAGUGGGUUUAUUGACCAUUGCUUUGGUUGUGACCAAUAUAUUAUUAACUGGUCUUGUAUGGUUGUCGAUCCAGCCAAA